Molecule: messenger RNA, 1473 nt
Organism: Penicillium olsonii
Lineage: Eukaryota; Fungi; Ascomycota; Eurotiomycetes; Eurotiales; Aspergillaceae
Source: the annotation of a GenBank genome assembly
AUGGAGACUAUCGAAGUCGACGUCCUAGUCUGCGGAGGAGGCAUGUCCGGGAUGGCAUGCGCUGCCUUCGCCGCUGAAUCAGGAGCAAAGGUCCUGGUCGUUGAAAAACAGGCUGAAGUUGGCGGCUCGUCAAACUACUCCGCCGGAAUGUUCUGGGCACCACAAACGUACCAAAAGCUACGGAAUUGGGUCCCUCAAGGAGAUGCAGCAUUACAAAAGGCUUGGCUGGACGACUACCUGCCGGCUGUGCAGUGGAUGCGCGAAAAUGGUGUGCCAACGGCAGACCGAUUUGACGGUAUCAUGACGAUCGGCAUUGGAUUUCCCAUUCAAAUUCCUCAUCUUCAUGAGCUCCAUCAAAAACGCAUUCAGUCAAGCAAGACACGUUCUGAGAUCUUCACCAACACAUCGGUAGUCAAAUUGAAUCAGCAGCAGCCCGGCGUGUCUGGGUCACGCGUCACUGGUGCUGUCAUCCGUCGCGACUUCCCCAACACACCAGCCGUGCAUCAUGAAGUCAACGCGAAAGUGGUGGUUUUGGCAACGGGAGGCUUCCAGGGUUCUCCAAAUUUGACAUCAAAGUACCUAGGACAAGGUGGAGACAAUAUCUUCGUGCGUUCCAAUCGUGGUUCGGUGGGCGAUGGACUGAAUCUGGCUAUCCAAGCCGGUGCAGGAACUAGUAGAGGCAUGAGCACGUACUAUGGCCAUCUUUUGGCGGCGCCACUCCGAGUGGAGGAUGUUGAUCCAAAGGAUUAUCUGACGCUUGCUCAAUACCAAAGCAAAUAUUGCUUGCUCCUUAACGAAGCAGGCCAGCGAUUUGCUGACGAGAGUAUGGGUGACGAGAUCAUCAACCAAUGCCUCGCUAAGCAAGAGAAGCGUCGCGGGUUCCUGGUGUUCAGCGAGAAGACCCGCGUGCAACACUGUGUCAAGGCAUUAUUUCCGAAUGCGGGCGACGUGGAUCGCCUGCAAAAAGCCCGCGAGCAUGGCUGUAAUGUCGGAAGCUCGCCGACAUUGGCUGGCUUGGUGGAAAUUCUUCACCAGUGGGGUGUGAGUUAUUCGAGGGCUAGACGCACUAUCGAGGAUUAUGAUCGAGUGGUGCGGCAAGGAAACACAAGCAUCGCCCUGGACGCCCCUGUUGGUCGUGGAGGCCCGCCGCCUGUACCUUUAGUCGAUGGCGAGGGUCCGUUCUAUGCCAUGGAGGUUCAGCCGUCCAUCACAUUCACCUACGGCGGUAUCGCGAUCAAUGACAAAGGACAUGCCUUGACUGCUGACCGAUCUCGCAUUCCAGGACUUCUUGUCGCGGGCGUGGAUGCGGGAGGAUUCAGUAAUGUCGGAUAUGCGGGGGGACUUGCCCUGGCUUUUGUGACAGGUUUCUGGGCUGCGCGGGAGGUCGCGCGUCAAACAGAUUUGCCUGAGCCUUGCCUGCCUGCUGCCGAUGUUCGAGAUAGACAGGACAAGCCUCUCACGGGCCGCCUUUGA